UAUAUCGUGCAGGACAGUCACUGCUGGCUGUUACUCGUCACUCCAAACUUUGUGAAGGAUGACUGGUGCUCGUAUCAGAUGCACCAGGUCCUGUCUGAAGGGCCCAUGUCACAGAGGAUCAUCCCGGCUGUAGUAAACAUGCCCAGAUCACAGCUCCCGCUCGAACUGCGCUUCCUUUUUACUGUGGAUCUGAACACGAACAAAGAGUUCGGCUACACUCUAGUCUACAAGACGGUACUUCAUUAUUUGAAGGACAUGUCUGAGAAGGAAAAGCCCAGCAGUGCACCUCAGUCUGACGGCUGAGAACAGACUACCAACAUUCAUUGUAUUGACCGCAAUGACAAGAUUCUUCACUUCCAAGAAGUGACAUCCAAGCAGCCAAGCUGUAUCGUAACUCUAUAUGCACAGUCUCUCCGUCUAAUGUCUCAGAGUUUUCAAAAUUAAAAUUAAAGAUGAAUUAUGUCAAAAUUGGUUCAUCUA
Molecule: messenger RNA, 480 nt
Organism: Sinocyclocheilus anshuiensis
Lineage: Eukaryota; Metazoa; Chordata; Actinopteri; Cypriniformes; Cyprinidae
Product: toll/interleukin-1 receptor domain-containing adapter protein-like
Exons: 2
Biological process (GO): toll-like receptor 4 signaling pathway; positive regulation of tumor necrosis factor production; positive regulation of canonical NF-kappaB signal transduction
Cellular component (GO): cytoplasm; plasma membrane
Molecular function (GO): Toll-like receptor 2 binding; Toll-like receptor 4 binding
Source: RefSeq, a predicted model, not a curated record